Messenger RNA from Gymnogyps californianus (California condor), 735 nucleotides. Its product is annotated as iron-sulfur cluster assembly 1 homolog, mitochondrial-like. Gene Ontology annotation, biological process: iron-sulfur cluster assembly. The record is from RefSeq and is a predicted model, not a curated record. Gene Ontology annotation, molecular function: 2 iron, 2 sulfur cluster binding. The transcript has 4 exons. NCBI's taxonomy places the organism in Eukaryota, Metazoa, Chordata, Aves, Accipitriformes, Cathartidae. Bases 7 to 402 code for a protein of 131 amino acids. Gene Ontology annotation, cellular component: cytoplasm; mitochondrion.
GCUGAGAUGGUUAUGGCUUCGUCCCUCGUGAGGGCUACGGUGCGGGUCGUGAGUAAGAGGAAGAUCCAGGCUGCUCGCGCUGCCCUCACCCUGACCCCAUCAGCUGUUCAGAAGAUAAAACAGCUUCUUAAAGAUAAACCUGAGCAUGUAGGUGUGAAAGUAGGUGUUCGUACAAGAGGAUGCAAUGGACUUUCUUACACACUAGAAUAUACAAAGUCAAAAGGAGACUCCGAUGAAGUAGUAGUUCAAGAUGGGAUUAGAAUCUUUAUUGAGAAGAAAGCACAGCUGACACUUCUAGGAACUGAAAUGGACUAUGUGGAAGACAAACUGUCCAGUGAAUUUGUCUUCAAUAAUCCAAACAUCAAAGGAACAUGUGGCUGUGGAGAAAGCUUUAACAUUUGAAACUUCAGGACUAUUUCUUUGACUUGGAAAGCCACAAAACACUUGCUGAAUAUGUGGCUUUCAAAAGCAAAUGCAUUUUCUUCAGGUUCUUAGGCUGUGCAAAGUGUGGAUGCCAUUAAGGAAAAUAAAGUUAAUUCAUUUUGAAAAUUUAAAUUGUGUGUUAAAUCCCUGCACUGAUGUUUUUACACUGCAAUUUGUGAUUAAUUGGGACCCAGAAGGUAAGAACAUUAAGUGCUGUAGCAUUUCUGUGUUUUCAUGUACCAUGGAAAUAAAAUCUCACUGUUCUUUUCCUUUGCCAUUUUCUUCGUCCACUCCACUCACACUUCCCUAUCU